AUGAGAGCGUCCACGUCGCGGAGGGUGGGACUGGGGUUUUAUAACUACCGGUGCGAAUCUCAUAAGUCUUACCAAUACCUUCUGGCUGCUGGCAUGGUAAGUAGGAUCAGCGAUAUCCUUGGGGUGAGUAGACCCAUUGCCGGAUAA
This is a messenger RNA of Vairimorpha ceranae, 147 nucleotides long. RefSeq lists its product as hypothetical. NCBI's taxonomy places the organism in Eukaryota, Fungi, Microsporidia, Nosematidae. Bases 1 to 147 code for a protein of 48 amino acids. The transcript has a single exon. The record is from RefSeq and is a predicted model, not a curated record.